GUUGAUGCCAAUAGGAACCCUGUAGCCAUUAUGCAUGUGGAGUUGCAGGCCACAUGUAGUGCCCUAGGAUACCUAGAGGGUAAUCGUUAUGUCAAGGAACCAGACUGUCUGGAAACUGUAAAGGACCUGAUUCGAUUUCUGAAGCGGGAAGAUGAAACUUGUGAUAUUCGACGACAGCUUGGUCAUGCCCAAAUUGUACAAAAGGACCUUGUUCCAUUAGUCAAGCAGUACCAUGAGGAACGGCAACUCUUUGAGACACUUAUCAGGGUUUUGGUGAACUUGACACAGCCUGCGAUUAUUUGUUUCAAAAAUGCUAUCCCAGCUGAUAAAACGAUGUACAACUAUUACCUUGAGGUCGAGGCAGAGCUGCAAGGAUACAAAGAGGUGUUUGUGGACGAAGACUUCUUCAGUACAUUAACAGAACGAUUAGGACAACUAUUGAAGCUGGACUGGGAACAUCGGCAGGAGGAGGACCGUCUCCUCAUUGAGAGAAUUCUCAUCCUCAUUAGAAACAUCCUCCAUGUACCACCCAAUCAAGAUCAAGAACAGAGGACAGAUGAUGAUGCUACUAUCCAUGACCAAGUUAUCUGGGCCAUACACUGCAGUGGACUAGAAGAUCUCCUGCUCUAUAUAGCCAGCUCGGAGGAGGAGCGUCAAUUCUCUAUGCACGUCCUUGAGAUUGUGUCUCUGAUGUUUCGGGAGCAGACACCAGAGGUGCUGGCCUGUGCUGGAGUUCAACGAUCACAAAGCCAGAAGGAGAAAGAUGAAAGGGAACUUGAGAUGAUUAGAGAACAGGAACGGGUGCGAAAAGUUUCGGAUCACAAGAAGUUUAGUACCAGACAUUCACGAUUUGGUGGGACGUACGUUGUGAAGAACAUGAAAUCUAUCAGUGAAAGAGAUGUCAUUUUUCAUAAAGCACAACAUGACGUUAGUAAUUUAUCUUUUGAUGUGAACAAAAAACCUAAAAAGAUUGCAAAAAACAGACAGCCAAUCAAGGACAAGGAUUUGGUCCGACGUUCAACUCUGAGUAUUCGUCUUGGUCUGAAGGAGUUCUGUGUGCAAUUCCUGGAGAACUGUUACAACCCUCUUAUGUAUGCCGUCAAGGAUGUGCUGAAUCAUGAGAGGACACAGGAACAUGAUGAGACAUACUAUCUAUGGAGCAUCCGAUUCUUCAUGGAGUUUUGUCGCCAUCACAGUAAGCGUGUUGAGCUGGUGUCGGAGACAAUGUCUGUCCAAGCUUUCCAUUACAUACAAGUACAAAUGAUACAGUACUACGAGAUGCAGAUGAUGGAGAAAAAGGAAGCCAUUGUUUGGGGCAAGCGUGUACAUCUGGCCCUAAAAGCCUAUCAGGAACUCCUGCUAACGCUCGACGCCAUGGACCGAUCCAAAAACCCUCAACUUAUGGAGAGCUCCAAAGUCCUGAAGGGCAACAUCUUCUACAUGAUGGAGUUUAGAGACAUAUUCCUGACACUACUCAGGAAGUUCAAUCAGAGCCAACAAUCCAGGACUUAUCUAAAAGACCUUGUAGAGACUACUCAUUUGUUCCUAAAGAUGCUGGAUAAUGAAACACAGAGAAAUUCCCAUCUUGUAGUCCAGAGCAAAAAGAAGAAAAACAAGAAAAGACAGAAGAAAGAUGUUUCAAAAGAAAAUAUUGAGCCUCAAGAGCACACCCCCCAACAAUUAGAGGACAUGUGGGACGACCUGUCAACAGACUUAUCCUCCCUGUUCCAGGGACGUGGAGAGAUACCAACAGAUGUCUCUCCCUUUGAUGCUGCUUCAGAAAUUGAGGAGGAGCAACAAAGGGUCAAUGCCAUGAUAAGUAUACAGGAUGCUCUGCGACAUUCCCAGCCAGGAAAUGGCAUUGCACUCCUGAGAGCUGCCAGGGAGAUCUGGCCGGAGAGGAAUGAGUUUGGGAGUGUAGACAUUAGUCCAGAGGAAGAGUUCAUGGCCUUGAGGGAAAUUUUUAUGGCUACUCUACCAAGGGCACCUCCAGAGAGCCAGGUAGAGGAGACAACAAUGGAUGGGUAUGAGGAAGGAGCAGAAGUUGAGGAAGAGGAGACAAGGGCUACUAGUGUGUCUGAGCAGGAAUUUAACUUCAAAGAAUUUGUAAACAAGUUCAGUUCUGGUAAUAUACUGAAGUGUUAUGUUCUCCUGUUGGCUGACUUUGACAAGAACACCACCCACACAAACCACUGCGUGAUUAAGAUGCUACACCGGGUCAGUGUAGACCUUGGACACACAGGUCUCGUAUUCCAGGCCUCCCUGUUCCGACUGUUCCAACGUAUACUGCUUAGUCCGCUCGCCAAACUUGACCGCUACAAGGAGCUUGUAAAGUUUUCUACGUUUACUGUACGCAACUUUGUGGAAACAGCAGAAAAGAACCCCAAAGCCUUCAUGGAAUUACUGUUCUGGAAGUCAAGCAAGGAAGCCAGUGAAUUAGUAGAUGGAUAUGGUACAUACCAAAGUAAGGGGAAGGUGUUGUGGACAGAGGAGCUGGAGACUGAGGUACGACACCUGUUUGAGGAAUACCGGGACCAAGACGAUUCCAGUAAAGAUGUGGUGGAUUGUAUCAUGGAAAGAAUCACAGACCCCGAAAAAACACGAGGCCAGGUCCUUAGGGAGCUGAAGAAACAGGGCUUGAUUGGCAGUGUCAAAGACAUAAAGAGGAAAAAGGCAGGUGGACAACCAGGACCUUGGACAGAAGAAGAGGAGUUUGACUUGGCAAACCUCUAUGACCGAUUUCAUUCAACCAAUGACCCACUUGGUAGUAUUAUGUCUCACAUGGAGGUCAAACGCAGCAAGACCAAGGUCAUUGAGAAACUGUUUAGUCUUGGACUGGUGAAGGAACGCAAGGAGCUGUAUAAGCGACGUCAGCGGAAGAGGGGUGGCUCAGGCAGUGAUAGCGAUGACGACAUUGACAGGAUGCAGCAGAGGGAAGAUUUUCAGGAGCUUCCUUCAGACUUUGAAGAAGAAGUGCUGUCCUCUGGAGAUGAGGGUGAUGUGUCUGGUGAUGAUGAUAAGAAGGAAGAUGAAGCUCGGGGUCGUACAUCGAAUGAUGGAGGACAGGAUGAUAUGGCAGCCAUCAUUACUGAUCUGGUGGCAAAAGGUUACAAUGACCAGAUCAAGUGGAUACAGCGUGGUUUGAGUCGGACCGCUGGGGAUAAGGAGGAAUCAGCCAGUAGUAUGCCAGUUCCCAUUGUUCCACUGACAGAGGAGAAUGAAACAGCCAUGGAAGAUGAAUGCUUUCUGUCUUUCCUGAAGAAAAUUGGCAUCUGUCCUCCUUCCAGUGAGCAGGAGAUGUUUUGGCGUAUCCCUGGCGAUUGGAGCCCCGCCCAACUGAGGCAGCUUGUGGAGGGGCUGACACUUGAUGAACAAGGGGUUCCAAGUCAGGCACAUACAAUCAAGGUCCACCGACCACCCGCUCCCAAACCCAGCAAGAAAAAAGUCAAGGAGGCGAAGAAGAAGGAUAAUCAGAAAACAUCCGAAAGGAUGGAGAGAUUGAAAGCCAUAGCAAAACAACGACAGCAGGAUAAGGGCAAGAAGCCCAAGAGAGAUAGAACAAGAAAGAGAAGAUCUGCUUCUCCACCUGUAGCAAGGAAUGACAGUGAUGAUGAUGUGGAAUUUGAAGGUCAAGGUCAUCAAGUUUCCGAGGUGACAGACACUCCAGCUAACAAAACCACAACAAAGGUUACUCCACCCUCCAAGAAAAAGUCCCGCAUCAGACGUAUACAGGACUCCGACAGUGAAGAUAGUGAUGCUGGACCAGCUAUGCCUGCUGAUGAUGAGACAGCCGUUACCAGUGACACCGAGGCAAGCCAGUCACAGAAGCGCCCUCUAGAUUUAGGUGACAGUAGCGAUGAUGAUGAACCAUUACAGCCAGCCAAGCGUGCCCGUAUCCCAUCAAAUGCAUCGGAAAAUAACACUUCACCAUCAGACUCGGACAGUGAUGUAGAAACUCCUGCACAACCAACUAAGAGUGUCCAAAUGCAGUCCGACUCGGACAGUGAUGUAGAAACUCCUGCACAACCAACCAAGAGUGUCCAAAUGCAGUCCGACUCGGACAGUGAUGAUGAUGUCCCUCUAGCUUCUAAGCUUAAGCAAGGCUCUUUUCCAGCAACUCAGUUCAGUUUGGAGAUGGGAGAUAACUCUGACUCAGAACUUGAUGACCACAUACCACUCCGACAGGUGCUCAAUAAGAAAAACAGGAUAGAAAGUGAUGAGGAGGAUUGAACAUUUUAAAAAUUAAAUGAGACUGGUUGUAGUAAUUGCUAGGACACAGUUGUGGCCUUAGCCCUGGGAAGAGUUGCAAUGGAUAGUUAUAAGUGAUGAUCUUCACCAAGGAAACAGUUCAUAAGCAAUGGUUGGUGACCUUGACCCUGGAAACCCUGGAAACAGGUGUUGAGGAAAACUAGUGAUGUUCACCAUAUGAACAGGGUGACCCAUCUUCGCUAGCCAAGGCUUCUGAUUACGUUACACUCCACGAACCCUUGGCAGAUAUAGGCGUCAGUUCUGGCCCUCUAGCGGUGAUUCGAAAUUGCCACCCUUCACGCAUGA
Messenger RNA from Pecten maximus, 4554 nucleotides. Its product is annotated as protein timeless homolog. The record is from RefSeq and is a predicted model, not a curated record. NCBI's taxonomy places the organism in Eukaryota, Metazoa, Mollusca, Bivalvia, Pectinida, Pectinidae. Gene Ontology annotation, molecular function: DNA binding. Gene Ontology annotation, cellular component: replication fork protection complex. Bases 31 to 4230 code for a protein of 1399 amino acids. Gene Ontology annotation, biological process: DNA repair; replication fork arrest; DNA replication checkpoint signaling. The transcript is spliced from 31 exons.